GAUAUAGCGAACAUCAUUCUCUUCCCCUGAAUAAUUGUAUGUUUAUAAUCGCACCAAGGAUUUCUAUCUUUAUGAAAAUGUGACCAACCUUAAAUAUGGAUCAAACGGAAUCAAAGUUUCGGUUAGUGAUAAAUAAGAAUUUGGUUGAAAUAUGAGUGCAGCAAAUAGAGGUGCCUUGCUUUCGGGAGGCUGGACCAGAGGAGGCACUUCUGAGGUGGUCAGAAGAGCCCAUCCAGCCUCAGGAGCUCAAUGGAACGUGCAAGUGGUAAGAGGCAAAGUAAAUGGAAAGUGUCUUUGGAACGCUUGUAAGGCUUUGAGUUUAGGUUUGUUGUUGAUGGUACUUGGAGCUGCGAUGGCUACGAUUGGAUACUACGCGGAUCAAUUAUCAGUGGCUCAAGAAAUAAGAGGAAACCACACUGUUGCUGUUAAAAAUGAAUCAAGAGGGUUCCACCUUAAUAAUUUGUCGUAUGCUGGUCCUAUUGUCAUGGGGGUUGGAGGUUUCAUUGUUGUCGCCGCUUGCGUCAUGACAUUCGAAGCACGUGACUCUGCAGCCAAAGUAGUACCAGCCAGAUUCAAACUGAGUACUACAGGACCACCUCCAGGUACUUGCGCUAGAAGUGGUCACGGAUCACUGAGAACCGCUGGAUCACAAACUGGAACAGUAACCGCUUCUUCAGCUGCACACCACGGUAGCAUCCAUGGACAGCACCACAAUGACCAUCACAGACACCAUCAUCAUCACGCAUCAGACCGACACUCGCUCACCCAAUCUUUCGUGCAGUUUUCCAGAGGCCUCGCGCUAGAUUCGAAAAACAUCGGCCACCACAAAUACGUACAGGGUACCUCGCCUUGUGGCACCAGAAGCAGUUCACUUAAAGUGCCACAGGGUACCAUCAAUCGUAGUCCAUCCGCGCCAGACUUGGCGCUAGAAAAACGUUCAUCGGCCAGUGCGCCGGGCAGCAAAGAAGCUUCGCCGACCAAUCACAAUGCGAUACAAAAGUCACCGAACCAAUCGGGUCGUAGGACUUUUGCAGCUUGCGCGUUGUUGAAUCCGGGACUUUUGCAUCGACAGGCCUUGAGUGUUGAUGAAACUGCUGCUAAUUACAGAAGUAUCGAAUCGUUGCAACACGGUACAGGUUCACAAGGUUCGAUGGCGAUGGAUUUGCACCUGGAAUCCGUAACCCUAAAAGUAAGAGAUAAACGUAGAAAUCCUCUGAAAAGGCAAAGAAAAAUCGAAGAAGACGAACAACACAAGCACGAAAACAGUUCCAGAAGAAAUUCCUCGGCGCACCCUAGCUCGCCAAGACUGCCUGGGCAUUGUGUCAUCAACGGUGGUUCGGCGCAACAUCUUCACCAUCAUCCUUAUCACAAGUCGGCCAGAAGAAGUUCAAAUUCUUCGGAUUGUACUCAUAGAUCUAGAAGCAAACGAAGAGAUUCGCACGGGUGUCAUCAUGCUAGAGGUAAACUGGAGCGAGCUAUCAGUUCAGAUUCUAGAUUGGUUGGGGCAAUACCUAAAUGCUAUCACUCGCACGAGCCUUCGAGAAAUAAUUCUACUGAGCACGAAACAGUAGAGCAUGCUUCUACUUCUGAAAAUGAUAUUAGACGAUCGCAUCAAGUUAUGGUGCAUUUUUCUCCUAAUCUUGAAGGCUAGAAAAGAUUAUUAAAUGGAGUAGGAUUAUUAAGAAUGUGACGGGAUCGUAGCAAGACAAAAAUAAAAGCGAAUGACAAUGAGGAUUUUUUUUAGAAUUAUAUAAAAAAGAUUUUACUUGAGUAGGUAAUUCAAUGUUGUUAUAGUGUCGAACUUAUGUGAAAUUUUAUACACAAAUCUCAAAGAAUAAUAAUUGUUAUAAAUGUUUAGUAGGCAUAAAAAAGGAAUCUUUUGUAAUAAAAAAAAGACUUGUUUUUGUCCUUAAAUAAAGCAAUCUGUUUGAUGUAUUUGCCCUUCCAUAUUAAAUAACAGAAAAAUGUUGAAAAGGGUAAUUGCAGGGUAAUUUUAUGUUUUACUCAAUUCAAAUUCAUUGAUGGCCCUUUUCGAAUAUUUUUUCUAAAAUGUACACGAAAACUGUAUCUUGUGUUACACAAGAGGACCUAAAAUUAUUUAUUUAUAAACGUAUAUUGUACCUUGAAAUAAUGUAUUAAAAAUAUAAUGUAUGUUUGUAUAUUUAUAUAGACGAGAUUUGAUAUGUUUUAGACACUUAAUUAGGUUUGUAUAAAAAAGUCACAAAAAAUGUACCUAUUUAUAUUCUGUGUAAACAUCAAAAUAAAAAAUAAAACUGGCACA
This is a messenger RNA of Ceutorhynchus assimilis (cabbage seed weevil), 2281 nucleotides long. NCBI's taxonomy places the organism in Eukaryota, Metazoa, Arthropoda, Insecta, Coleoptera, Curculionidae. The record is from the annotation of a GenBank genome assembly.